GCGGAAGACGGCCAACGCCCGCGAGCGAUCGCGCAUGCGUGAGAUUAACGUGGCGUUCGAGACGCUGCGUCGCGCCGUCCCCCACACCGCGGCGCCGGCCUGCGCCAGCGAGAAGCUCACCAAAAUAACCACGCUGCGGCUCGCCAUGAAGUACAUCGCGGCGCUGUCGCAGGCCGUGCGCGAGAGCCAGAUGUCGCCGCAGGACGACGACGGCGUGGACGCGGCGGACGGCGCUUCGUGCUCCCCGCUGGCCCUGGCCGACGACACGUCCGCCUACGCGCCGCCGCUGUUCGGCGCCCCGGACUCGCCGUUCGGCAUGGGGCUGCCCGGGCUGCCCACGUUCGACCAGUUCCGCGGCUGCGGCAGCGCGUCCAGCUCGUCCAGCCUCAGCAUCGACGCCGGCCAGGGCAUCGACGCCGACUUCGCGGACCACAACUCGCUGCUGUCCGCCGACUUCGCCGACUUCCCGGAGCCGUCGCUCGGCAUGGGCGGCAUCGCGGACCUCGUGGACCCCUGCCUCACCGCCGUGGCCCUCACCUCGGACGACUUCUACGACACGGCCUUCAUGACGGACUUCAGCUAGCGAAGCUAGCGCGAUGCCGCGGCCGUAUGUAGCUCCCCUGUUCCCCAGCCGAGUGGUCUUCAUUUCGUCUUAAAACGCAUCCUACACCUGUCGAAAAACAACCUCUAAAAUAGCCAGAUGAGUAUCACUCGCGCUUUCCCUUUCGGCGGCCCGCGCGCCGCUCCCCAGGGCGCUGUUUGUAGAGGACCAAUCCCGACUGAGAACGAACAGUCCCUGGGGAGCGGCGCGGCGGGCCGGAGACCAGCACCCUCUCCCGUCAACCCUCCGCGAGCGCCGUGGUUUCGGAAAGCCUCCUCCAAUGAUGCUCUUUCGGGACGUGAUAUUAUCGGCGCGCUUGGCAGGUGGGCAGGGCCGCGCGCUCCGCUCGGCGCCGUGCUCCGCGCUCCGCGCCGCUCCGAGGUGAAGGAUCCCAGUGGGCGAAGAGGCCGGAGCGCGGGGCCUGGCGGCCUCACUGUACAGGAAAGACUAGGAAAGGUUUGCGUGGGCACGUCUAAGCCCCGCGCCCGGCGCUGCAGCGCUCUGCGCGCUGUGCGGCUGCAACACUAACGGGUGUGGCCCCAGCGAGCGGAGCGCGCGGAGCGGCCUUUUAAGUGAGCGCGUGGCGUGAAAACGUUCUCAAAGUCCCAAUCUGCACCGCAAAAAAAAACUGCCAAAGCACAUAAAACGUCAGCAAAUUUUGCAACUUUUUGUUCAUUUUUAAAUUUUUUGGAAAAGGAGUGUCUUAAAGCCGUACAAACCUCUGAUCUGCCUCUUCCCUCCCCUUCUUAAAAAAGCCCCUCGCGGAGGUAUCGCAAAAACAAAAUAUGAUGAAAUUGCAGUAUUGUGUAAUCUUGUGGACCAGGAUGAUUUUUAUUUCGUUGUAAGUUAAAAUAUGUACCUGUAAUCUUUCUUAAUUGUGAUCCGUUGAAAAGAAAUGUAUAUUCUGGCGUAGACGCCGCUGUCGGUUAGUUAGGGUGUAUAAAACAGUGUUUAGCUAUAAUUAGCGUGUAGUAGUGCCUCUCGGACCCUGUUGUACAAUAUCGCAUAGCAAACGUACUCAGUGGCGAAUCAAUAGAGCAUGGAAAUAAAAGAGUUGGAUGGACGUCGGAAAAAGGGUCGCAGUGUACCGGCGUUGUCACCGUGGAUCCGAAUGUGUCGUCACGCCCUGCAGGCCCGCAGGGCGCCGCUAGCGUGCCACUACUUUAUGUGGCGGAACGCCUCCAUCUAGCGCGGUCUGGCGAGCGGCGUGUUCCGGAGGGGCGUUCCGGAGGGGCGUUCCGAAGGGGCGUUCCGAAGGGGCGUCCCGGACGGGCGUUCCGGAGGGGCGUUCCGGAGGGGCGUUCCGAAGGGGCGUUCCGGACGGGCGUUCCGAAGGGGCGUUCCGGAGGGGCGUUCCGGAGGGGCGUUCCGAAGGGGCGUUCCGAAGGGGCGUUCCGGACGGGCGUUCCGGAGGGGCGUUCCGGAGGGGCGUUCCGAAGGGGCGUUCCGGAGACGGAUUUCGGCUUCCGUCCGCGCCGCGUGGAGAUGCGCCUUGGCCGCACCCACACACUCACAACACUCGAGCCCUCUCUCUCCCACACGCGCACCGCUGCCCGACGCCCACACCCUCAAACAUCGCAUAACGCAACCCGAGGAAUUUUUCUGAGUGCCAUAAAUGUGGGGGAAAUUAAUUUUGUAAGUACUCUCGUUUUGCCAUGCCAAACCAGCCCGUGAAAAUGCCAUAAUGCCAUAUAAAGAGUAGUUGAAUAUUACGUCAUAAGCUGCACAGCGUGCUCUGUGUCCUGAUAUUCCUUCUGAAGUCCUUUGGUUAGUGAGUGUCAGGCGGAAUGUGCAAUUCUCUUUUCUUUUGUAAAUAUAGACACUUGUGAAAUCUCUUUUAAAUGUUAUGUAACUCUACUGUCAAUGUGUUUUUACAUAUGUAUAUUCGGGUACUGUUUAAGUUCAUUAAUUUUUUGAGAUCAACAUAUCAUUAAAUUAUUCCUUUGAAUAAACUAGUAAGUGCCUUCCUUAUUGUUGUGCUUUGUUAAAUAUUUUUCAGAGUAUAUUUGAUUAUUGUAAGUACUGAUUUUAUAGAUCGCGCGGAGCGCCCAGUGUAUUCUUUACUUAGUGUUUAUAUCUGUAUCUUGCCAGAGAACUGCUGUCGUCGUGUUACCGUUUUUAUUUUUAAAAGGCGUGAAUUAUAAAAAAACAAAAAGAAAUUUACAAAUUGUU
Messenger RNA from Thrips palmi, 2773 nucleotides. RefSeq lists its product as uncharacterized. NCBI's taxonomy places the organism in Eukaryota, Metazoa, Arthropoda, Insecta, Thysanoptera, Thripidae. Gene Ontology annotation, molecular function: protein dimerization activity. The coding region runs from base 35 to 583 and encodes 182 amino acids. The record is from RefSeq and is a predicted model, not a curated record. The transcript has a single exon.